This is a messenger RNA of Letharia columbiana, 1128 nucleotides long. RefSeq lists its product as uncharacterized. Gene Ontology annotation, molecular function: phosphatidylserine decarboxylase activity. Lineage: Eukaryota; Fungi; Ascomycota; Lecanoromycetes; Lecanorales; Parmeliaceae. The record is from RefSeq and is a predicted model, not a curated record. The transcript has a single exon. Gene Ontology annotation, biological process: phospholipid biosynthetic process. The coding region runs from base 1 to 1128 and encodes 375 amino acids.
AUGUCAGAAACCCAAGAAGGCUUCGAUGCCAGUGCAAAGGCACUCAACAGCCUUACCACCGCCGCCGAAAACCAUCCCAAUACCCCAGUUACCCAUCUACAUCGCCCCGCAAACCAUGAAUCCGCCCACACAUGGCUCGGCAAGAUUCUACCUGCCUCAACCCUCGACAAUUUGGAGACCCGAUUCCAUAUGGGUAACUAUGUUAUCGAUAGACAGACUGGGGAGAAGAGCUUCGAAGCCAUGAGUAUCUACGUUCGUCUGGGCAUGCACCUGCUCUACUACGGCUCGGAGCAAGAGAAAGCACUACACUGGCAGAGAACGCUCGAACUCCUCAAAGAACAAAGUCUGAAGAUGGGUCGGGAGUAUGAUACACCUGAAAGUAGGGCACACAUUGAGCCAUUCAUCAAGAGCUUCGAUCUACAAGACUCUCUCGUGGAGAUGGUGCAGCCGGAUCCCACCAAGUAUGCGACUUUCAACGACUUCUUCGCCCGUGAGAUCAAGGAGUCCGCACGACCGAUUGCUGAGCCAGAAGACGAGUUUGUGACUUCGAGCCCUGCCGAUUGCAGAUUGACCGCUUACCCGACCAUUGAUCUCGCCACAGAGUACUGGAUCAAAGGGCGAGGCUUCACAAUUUCAAGGCUGCUGGGGGACCCAGCCUUGGCAAACCGAUUUGAUGGAGGGUCCAUCGUCAUCGCUCGCCUGGCUCCUCAGGACUACCAUCGCUGGCACGCACCGGUCUCUGGGACAGUGGAGUCCAUCAAGGAUAUCCCCGGCGCCUACUACACCGUCAAUCCGCAAGCCAUCAAUGAGCCUGGUACAUUGGACGUCUUCUGCGAGAAUAAGAGGUCCGUGAUGCUUCUCAAGAGGUCUUCUACUGGAUCUCCAAUCGCGAUCAUAGCCGUUGGUGCUAUGCUCGUGGGAACGAUCAAGUACAACGAGGGUGUUGAGUUCGGUGCAAAUGUCAGGAGAGGGCAGUGCUUGGGUGCCUUCUACUACGGAGGGAGUACCGUAAUUGUGCUUUACCCCAAGGGUGAGGUGGUGCUUGACGAGGAUCUCGUGGGAAACUCUACAAACGACAAGUGUGAGACAAUCAUGAAGGUAGGUUGGCGCACCGGAACGGCGCCAUGA